AUGACGGUGGUGGGGCUCUACGUGCACACAUGCUCUGCAGUCAAUUGCCCUUCUCCUUUUUUUUUGCUUUGCUGCCCGCAUUGGCUUAGCCUCCAGGAGGGGAAUAUGGGGGUGCACGGGCUCUGGUGCUACCUCAAUAGCCAUGGUCUCUGCUCGGCCCCUCCCAGUGUGCGGGGCGACGCCCCCAUCCUCGAAGCGGACCACCUGCUGUUCGACAUGAACGCCGUCGUGCACGGCGCCAUCCGGGGAUCUGCCUUUACGUCGCGGAAAAUCAUCAGGGAUGUGACGGCCUCCGUGAAGCGUCUCAUACAGCGAUUUCCACCAAGCAAGUCACUUGUCUUCGUGUUUGACGGUGCCGCGCCGGUGGCCAAGCUUAAGGUACAAAAGGAGAGGCGUGUCUCCAUGCCGAGUCCGCAAAGAGCGUUGGAACCUCCUCCCUCCGCGAUACACGCAAGGUACAAUUACGACUACGAAGGGGCGGAGAUACCGCUCAUGCGGGAAGAGGUUGUCGCGGGGUCGGAGUUUCUUCUGGCGUGUGAAGACGCCUUGAGGAAGGCACUGAUGCCGAUUGACGGUGAGCGUGCGCCUGCAGGGGUUCCAGACGAGUGUGCGGUCGUCAUAAGCGGCUGCGAAGAUGCAGGCGAGGGAGAAAUAAAAAUAUCGUCUAUCCUCCGCGCGAUGUGGCUGGAGCAGAGGCGCAAAGAAACGUACACGGGAGAGGAUGUGAUUGUCGUCGUCGGCAACGACUCGGACUUGGCGUUGGUAGGUAUUGCAUGCACGCCAUACUCUCACUACUACAUGAUCGACCCCACUGACUGCACCAUCACCAUGAUUGAUGAGCUUUAUGAACAUUGGCGAAAAGGCGCCGCAAACGGACUUCUACCGCUUGGGCUGCUACCAUCUUACCGCAUAGAUUUUGUGUUUCUUAUGCUGCUUAGCGGCGGUGACUGGUACGAAGGCAUUGUUGGGCGUAGCAAAUUUCUAUGGCGACGCUACCGCGAACUCCGUGGAAACGGUGGCUACUUCAGAAGAUCUCUCAUACAUGGCGAAGACUUUGAGGUGGAUGUCGAGUUUCUCCGCGCCGUGAUGAAUAUGAAGGAUUCUUUGCAUCACAAGCUGCGUCAGUCAAAGAUUAAGCAGUUCACAGUGCGAGGGCGUUCCUCUCUGUUACAAGGGGAUGUGGAUAAUGGUGUGGAUCUUUUAAAAGGUGCCAUGUGGGCCUUGAAGUCAAUUUUGCUUGGGCGCUGCUUUGACUACGAUUUUCGCGUGUUUACCAAAAACCCCACAGUGGGGAUGCUGAAGGCAGCCAGUGGCGUAAAAAGGAUGGCUGAACGUAUUCGGCCCGAACCCAUUGCUCCGCUUCCUCUCUUCUCGCCUCUGGAGCAGUGUCUGGCGGUGAUGGGGAAACGUGGCCGGUACUCCGCCGAGCUGCUGCGGGUCCUGACUACCGUGAGCCCGGACGGCGGGGAGCGGCUGACACAGUCCCAGUCUGUGUCGUAUCUGAAGUCCGAGGUUCGGCGCCUGAUGGGCGCGGUAGAUCGAGACAAACUUACCGCGGGGGAACGCGGGUUGCUCCAGCUGCGGCACGCCGACAUUUUUGGUGAAGGCAGCGUACUGCAGGGGGCCGUCACAUACAUGAGCUACACGUAUAGUCUCCCUUCGUGCAGCUAA
This is a messenger RNA of Trypanosoma rangeli, 1671 nucleotides long. RefSeq lists its product as uncharacterized. NCBI's taxonomy places the organism in Eukaryota, Euglenozoa, Kinetoplastea, Trypanosomatida, Trypanosomatidae. Gene Ontology annotation, cellular component: nucleus. Bases 1 to 1671 code for a protein of 556 amino acids. The transcript has a single exon. The record is from RefSeq and is a predicted model, not a curated record. Gene Ontology annotation, molecular function: RNA binding; 5'-3' RNA exonuclease activity. Gene Ontology annotation, biological process: nuclear-transcribed mRNA catabolic process.